GCAUGCGCGCUCUGCGCCGUCUUCUCCCGGCCCGAGCAGCCGCGGCGGCGGCGUUUGAGUGGAGGAAGAUGGCGGCUCCGGGCGGCCCGGGGUCCCGCGGGCUGUGAGGAGCCCCGAGCACGGCGGGCGCGGCCUGAAGCAGAGCGCCUCCGCUCUGGCCCUGUCCCCAGCUCCCUCACCACCGUCGCCGGCGGAGCGAACCCGAGAGCGUGGAGCGGGCUGGGCCAGCUGUAGAGUGGAAUGUCAUGGCCAGCUCCUCGGACAGUGAAGAUGACAGUUUCAUGGCUGUGGACCAAGAAGAAAUUGUGUUGGAAGGGACAAUGGAGCAUGAUGAGGAGCCCCACCCAGUACUGGAGGUUGAGGAGACUAGACAUAACAGGUCCAUGUUGGAGCUGCCAGAAGAGGUUUUGGAGUAUAUCCUAUCCUUUCUGUCACCGUAUCAGGAACACAAAACUGCGGCUCUUGUCUGCAAGCAGUGGUAUCGACUUAUCAAAGGUGUGGCCCACCAGUGUUACCAUGGUUUCAUGAAGGCUGUCCAGGAAGGAAACAUCCAGUGGGAGAGCCGCACUUACCCUUAUCCUGGAACCCCAAUCACUCAGCGGUUCUCACACAGUGCAUGCUAUUAUGAUGCUAAUCAGUCUAUGUAUGUGUUCGGAGGCUGUACCCAGAGCAGCUGCAAUGCUGCCUUCAAUGACCUCUGGAGACUUGACCUAAAUAGCAAAGAGUGGAUCCGACCUUUGGCUUCAGGGUCCUAUCCUUCCCCCAAAGCCGGAGCAACUCUGGUUGUGUACAAGGACUUGCUAGUGCUGUUUGGUGGCUGGACGCGGCCAAGCCCUUAUCCCCUACACCAACCGGAGAGAUUCUUUGAUGAAAUACACACUUACUCACCCUCUAAAAACUGGUGGAAUUGCAUUGUGACAACCCAUGGGCCCCCUCCCAUGGCUGGCCAUUCCUCCUGUGUGAUUGAUGAUAAGAUGAUUGUCUUUGGUGGCUCUUUAGGAUCCCGGCAAAUGAGCAAUGAUGUCUGGGUCCUUGACCUCGAGCAGUGGGCGUGGUCCAAGCCGAACAUCUCCGGCCCCAGUCCUCAUCCUCGAGGUGGCCAAUCUCAGAUUGUCAUAGAUGAUGUAACUAUCUUAAUCCUCGGAGGGUGUGGCGGUCCCAAUGCUCUGUUCAAGGAUGCUUGGUUGUUGCAUAUGCAUUCUGGUCCCUGGGCCUGGCAGCCACUCAAGGUGGAACAUGAAGAGCAUGGGGCCCCAGAACUGUGGUGUCACCCAGCCUGCCGGGUGGGACAGUGUGUGGUGGUCUUCAGUCAGGCUCCUAGUGGGAGAGCACCACUCAGCCCCAGCCUGAACUCUCGCCCGUCACCUAUCAGUGCCACUCCUCCAGCUCUGGUUCCCGAAACCCGAGAGUACCGCUCUCAGUCUCCAGUAAGAAGUAUGGAUGAAGCUCCGUGUGUUAACGGCCGCUGGGGAACACUGAGGCCCAGGGCUCAAAGGCAGACUCCCUCAGGUUCCCGGGAAGGGAGCCUUUCCCCAGCCAGAGGAGAUGGUUCUCCUAUCCUCAAUGGUGGGAGUUUAUCUCCAGGAACAGCAGUUGUUGGUGGCUCUUCCUUGGACAGCCCUGUACAGGCCAUAUCUCCAAGCACUCCAUCUGCUGCUGAAGGGUAUGACCUCAAAAUGGGACUUUCUUUGGCCCCCCGGCGAGGGUCACUGCCAGAUCAGAAAGAUUUGAGAUUGGGAUCUAUAGAUCUGAAUUGGGAUCUAAAACCUCCUUCCAGCAAUCAUAUGGACGGCAUGGACAACAGGACAGUCGGAGGAAGUAUGAGGCACCCCCCUGAACAGACGAAUGGUGUGCAUACCCCGCCGCAUGUAGCCAGUGCCCUUGCAGGGGCCGUCUCCCCAGGUGCCCUACGUCGGAGUCUGGAAGCCAUCAAGGCGAUGUCAUCCAAAGUCCCCUCAGCCUCUGCAGCACUAAGUCCUCCUCUUGGGUCUUCUCCAGGCUCCCCUGGGAGCCAGAGCCUGAGCAGUGCAGAAACAGUGCCCAUCCCCCGCCCAGGGCCUGCCCAAGGAGAUGGACACUCCUUACCUCCCAUUGCCCGCCGCCUGGGCCACCACCCUCCACAGUCCCUAAAUGUUGGCAAACCUCUGUACCAGAGUAUGAACUGCAAGCCCAUGCAGAUGUAUGUGCUGGACAUUAAAGACACCAAGGAAAAGGGGCGGGUCAAGUGGAAAGUAUUUAAUAGCAGUUCUGUGGUGGGACCUCCUGAAACCAGCCUGCAUACAGUGGUACAAGGCAGGGGUGAACUCAUCAUAUUCGGAGGACUCAUGGACAAGAAACAGAAUGUGAAGUACUAUCCAAAAACAAACGCCUUGUACUUUGUGCGAGCAAAGAGAUAGUGUGUUCUAAACCCCUUUCCCUUUCUGUGGCUUUUAAUUUGAAAUUUUCCAGUGUGCAAGCAUUUGGACUGAGAAUUGAGUAAACAGCAAAAUAACUCCCAUAAACCAAAACUCUAAUUCCCAACCUAACUCACUGCAGGCUGGGACCAAAUCUCCAUUAAGAAAAAUAAUUAUAUAUAAAUAUAUAUAUAUAUAUUAUAUAGCCAACUCUGUUUACAAAAAGGGAGAGAUCUCCGUCCUGGCUCAGAUAAAGUUGUUGCUGUGUUUUAGCAGAGGCUGUGCUGCCUUUUUCUACUUUGCUGGUAACUAGACCAAGAAGUUAGAGAACAGACUGAUUAAUAAUCAGUCAUUUUCCAAAAGAAACUGAAGAGCCCCCUGUAAAUCUUUGUGUGGCCUUCUCGGAGUUGGAAAAUGAAGGGCAUAUGUAAGAUACAAAGGAGGAGGUUUGUAGACUUGUGCUUCAGGUGUUGGCAGGGUAAAAGAGACUUAUAGGAAACCGUUCUUCCCCUUCUCUUAAAACCACAGAGGACCCGUGACAGCUCUUCAGAGAUACCCUGUGCCUGGCUCCCUUCUGCCCUUUAUGGCUGAGGAAAGUUAUCCAGAAAGGAAUUUUGUUCCAUGUUUGUAUGCCAGGUCACCGUGAGAUAAUAUUUAUGCAGCGGACAUUGACAUUUGUCCACCUAGUGUCCAUUGGUCUUUUGAGUGCUCCCUUCAUGUCUCAAAAAAUAUUUUGGUGUCUGAUUGUGGAAUUUUCUGACAAUCAAUUGUAUUUGGUUACAAGUUGCCAAAAACCAUGUUUGUUCUCCUUUUCCCUUAGAACAUGAUCCUCAGAAGUUGCCUUUUCCAUUUAUAGGCUGCUUUUUUCUUUUCUUUCUUUUUUUUUUUUGCAUCUGUGAAUUUUUUUAAGCACUAAAACCCUUCUCAUUUUUUGUUUCUUUUACAAAGUUCAGAUGCCUAGAGAGAUCAGAUGCUUCUUAGAAAUACUGCUCGAACUCUCCCUGGUAUCACUAGGGGGCCGUAUCACUAGGGGGAAUUCUAAGAUGCCAGUAUUGUCAGAAAUGCUUGAAGCAUCAAAAGAUACUGUUCUUUCCCCCAUGGGCUUCUUUUAUUUCCAAAGCACAUUGGGCACACCCAUUCUGUGUUUGUAGAAUGCUGAAAUUGAUCCUGGAAGGGAAUCCUGGUAAUAGUUCUUUUUAGAAAUGGUUUUUUUCCUUGUCGUAACAUGUAUUCCUCUUCCUGGCUAUUGACAGAUGAUGGCCUUGAGUAUCAUGUACUUAACCUUCAUGAUGCAUGACUGACCUCAGGAACAGCUCCAUCCUUUGUGCUUGUCUUGCUAAUGUGUCACCCCAGCUUCUACUUACUUGUACUUCAUUUCUGAGACUAAGGUGCAACCAAGUAGAGCACUUCUCUGGUUGAUACAGAAAGCUACAAGUUACUAGUUUUAGAACCGUGGUCUGGAUAGACAUAGAAGAUGGCAAAAUAAGCUUAAUUCAAAUGGCACCACUUAAAUAUGGAUUUCUGGUGAUUUUCUCAUCAGUGGAAAGAGGAUUUUUUGUUUUGCCAUGGGAUUUAAAUUUCAGAACACCAUAUUUCCCGCCCUGCACCCUGUUUUUCUUGUUAGUGCUUCCCAAGUACAAGCCUGCUGCAGCUGGCCCUGGGUCUGGCUUUCAGCCAGCGCUCAGCAGCCCGGUCUUAGGUGUGUUUUCUCCCGCUACAUCAUGCUGAAUCCUCCCCCUAACCAUUAGCUUUUACAAUGGGAUGUUGGUAGGAAAAGCCCCUGGUGCCCAGCCCAGGGAAGGGCCAACUCAUAAGGAAGGGUAUGUGUUCCAGAAACUGCUGUCCAUGCUCCCUUAGGUGAGGAAAUGACCAUGUGCCUGAUCACUGUGGUGUCCAACUCGACUGUCGAAGCUCGACACUUUACUUUCCUGACUCUGAGGCUCUGGGGCUGUUGCCAGUCCUUGCUUGGCAAAGACUCUUCAAUCAUGAGGGCUACUUAUUUACAAGGGAAAACUAGCUCAGAAAGUUAAUCAAUGUAGGCAUUGUUGCUAUUGCUGAACCUUGUUUAUGACAUUGCACGUGUGCAUGGACAGUGCCUCCAAACUCAGUUCCUAUCUAAAUAUGAAGUAUUUGGACGCCUGGAAGUUCAGAAUCUCCACUUUGUAGUCUUUCUCUUUGUCCUGUGGCCUUCCUAAGCCAGCUGUUAACCUGACUCUCCACUUCCCCCAAGUAGGCAGGCAACAGAGAAAGUAAUCUGGUUCCUCUGAACUCCAUUUUAUUCCAGUAUGACCCACAUUGCUUGGAACUCUGCUUGCAGCUCUUUCAGAAGAAUCUGCCUGGCCUUGGUGGCUGCUGGGCACUGUGGGCAUGUAUGUUGGGAAAGUGACUCCACACAGUCGAGGUGAUUGUCUCUUCAGGCCCCCUGAAGCCACGUGUGCAGUGGAACCUCACGUGUCUCACUGAGGAGCACAUUUCCACAGCACCAUGGAUGCUUCCGUCAGAUCAGAUUUAACCACAACUCCAUUUUGACAUGAUACCAGUUUUGUCUUAAAAUUCACUGAGAAAAAUAAGACAAAUAUUUUUUUUAAACCCUCAGGAGCAAAUAUUUAUCAGUAUUUAAGUAUUUGACAUACAUUUUGUUUCUACUUGAAGCUUUAACCCCUUCCAUUCCUGCAAGUGUGCCUUUGAGAUCUCCCAUGUCCUAGUGACUUCACCGGCCACCUUGUUGACCUCAUGUAAGAAUUUGAGUCUCUUCCUACCCUCUUGGACAGAGCUUCCUGCUCUCUCAUUUUACAGAUUAUGCAGCAGAGAGGGUUCUGUGUUUUCAUUCAUACUUCCACCCUUCUACACUUUGGUGGUGGACUCACUACCCCACCCCUGCAUUUUGGGAGUACAACUUGGGUGUUGAAACAACCUUGAAUUUCACUUUAAGGCAAUACUGGGCUUACUCUCCUCCCAGCCCUCUGUGGAUUGAUUUGAUUUUGACGUUUGACUAUUAAAGCAAGAGCCGAAACCAUGAACUAUUCUAGAAACUGUGUUGGAGCUCUUUAAAGGAAAGAGGAGGAGGAAGAAAGAAAACUAAGUUAAGAAGUUUUGACUUUGGAGGACAGAAAGCCACCAGCCCAUGGAGAACAAAGGGAUGUUUCCCUUUCCUUUCACCUUGUCGCUCUGGGUUUCCUUCUGCUUUGCUUGUUUCCUUCCCUUAAAAGUGAUAUUCCUGGUUGGUCUGUCUGUCUGUCCUUGUCCUGUGGUGAUCCUGGCAUGGUGAUAUGCUCUGCUUGCAUUAUCCGUGGUCUCUUACCAGCGCACAAAUCAGUGGGGAGGAUCUGAACACACCCAGGGGCAAGGAAGUUGAACUUCAAGGUCUGCGGCCCGUGCAGCCUCCCUGUGAACUGCAGAAGGCAUGUUCUGCAUGGUUACCAGUAAGUGGCUCCCUUUCACCAAGUUAAUCGUCAGUGAGAGCACACCGUAGGCAUUGGCUCUGAUGUUCUCUCUACUCGCUCUGCUCCCCUCCCUCCAACCAGGGUUCAUGUCAGUGCACACCCCUUGUGCCCUGGCAAAGCUGGUGCUGUGAGUGAUGUUUUCCAUACAACUCAGGGAUGCCAGGUGGCUUGCCCUGAGAUUGUUAUUUUAGGCACAUAACAGUGUAGGAAUGAAAACAGAUUUCAUUGAUAUUCAAAUCUCUGUCACAAUUUCAUUUUUUGUUAAUGUUUUCCCCUGAUGACUUUUUAGCAAUUUAACAAAUAAAAUAAAAUGGACAGUUGUCUUA
Messenger RNA from Carlito syrichta (Philippine tarsier), 6162 nucleotides. It is a transcript of the gene FBXO42, whose product is annotated as F-box protein 42. The transcript has 10 exons. Gene Ontology annotation, molecular function: protein binding. NCBI's taxonomy places the organism in Eukaryota, Metazoa, Chordata, Mammalia, Primates, Tarsiidae. The record is from RefSeq and is a predicted model, not a curated record. Bases 246 to 2396 code for a protein of 716 amino acids.